CGACACGUUGAAGUCGGUGAUAUUUCCCCGGACCUGCACAUAUAAAUUCAGCCAGAUCACUACUCGCAGUGCGGUCCGUAGACCUUUCGGUACUUGAUGCUUAUCAGCCAAAUGCCGUGCGACACACUCGCACUUUGGCUGCAAUGCGUAUUGGUACUUGCUGCAGAGGACGGCCUGUUCAGGAUUAUUGGCUAUGAGUCCCAAACCUGCCAGCCGACUUUGCAGUUCCUCUGGACUCAGCCGAGACCAUCGCGGCCGCGCCGCUCUUCAGUCCUCGUCAGCCAUGGCAGUCGUUACUUGAGCAAGUUCGGCAUUAGCAUACUACGGAUGCAUCUCGUCACGACAACAGGCCAGAGGAUUGUUGCUUGUGCAUACUUUCAUAUUGAUGGAUUUUUCCUUCCUCGACGGGGAGGCAAGCUAUGCUGGGGAACGCGUCUGGGAUCAGUGAAGAAUAGAUCUCACGAGCAAUCGCAAGCCAAUCAUGCUGGGAGCUUGAAAGGAAUGUGCUUCCCAGAACUUUGAUUUGGGCAACGGCUCAACUCCUCCAACACUCUGUUGAGUUGAUGAAUGACUUCACUACAUUGUAUCGUUUCCCGUGCAUGGCUUGUUCAGAAACUUCGGUGCGGGGCUUGUUCAGAAACUUCGGUGCGGGGCUUGUUCAGAAACUUCGGUGCGGAUGCAUUUCAUUCCUUCGCGGGCGCAUGGACCAAACAAAGAUUGAUCCAACUCAGAUCAUCGAGACUUGUUGGUCUCGAGGAUCGCCCCGCGUGAUGAGCGAUCACUGCACCCUUUUAAAAGAAUA
Messenger RNA from Pseudomassariella vexata, 802 nucleotides. RefSeq lists its product as uncharacterized. The record is from RefSeq and is a predicted model, not a curated record. Lineage: Eukaryota; Fungi; Ascomycota; Sordariomycetes; Amphisphaeriales; Pseudomassariaceae. The coding region runs from base 97 to 522 and encodes 141 amino acids. The transcript has a single exon.